Chrysoperla carnea is the source of this 3666-nucleotide messenger RNA. Its product is annotated as zinc finger protein 721-like. The transcript has a single exon. Lineage: Eukaryota; Metazoa; Arthropoda; Insecta; Neuroptera; Chrysopidae. Bases 1 to 3666 code for a protein of 1221 amino acids. The record is from RefSeq and is a predicted model, not a curated record.
AUGUAUCAACAAUUAAACACAGAAUUUAUUAUUAAAGAAGAAAUAUUAGAUAGAGACGAUUCAGAUGAAUACGAAUCAAUCUAUGAAAAUGAUUCUUUGCCAAGUUAUGGAAUUAAAAGUGAAAUACUAUAUGAUAAUAAUUUAGUUGAAUGCAAUGAACAGCAAACAUUUUUUUGUGACACAUGUGAUGAAACGUUUUCCCAUAUUUCCAAUUUAAUUACACAUCAACAAAUUCAUGUUGAUCAAAAACCCCUUUCAUUUAAAAAAGAAAUAGCAGUUGAUAAAAUUGGUGAAAACUCAUGGUCAAGUGAAGUGAAUAAAAUAAUUAAUAAAGGAUACAAUCUUGAAGAUACUUAUAAAGAACAAUUUUCAUGUAAUACAAAAGGUAAAAUAACAUUUGACAAAGUAGCCGUAGUUGUUUUAGAAAGAAUACAAAUAGAUGAAAAAUUAUUUAAAAGGGGAUCUAAUUUGGUAGUUGAUAAAGAAAGUGAUGGAAAAAGAUUUUCAUGUGAAGUUUGUGGUAGAAAAUUCAGACAGGAAUACACUUUAAAGGUACAUAAAAGGAUUCACACCGGAGAAAAACCACUUUGGUGUGAUAUUUGUAAUAAAAGAUUCAGACAAGAUUCUUCCUUAAUUGUACAUAAGCGAAUUCACACCGGAGAAAAACCAUACUCAUGCGAUAUUUGCGAUAAAGAAUUUAGACAAGAAUCCAACUUAAUUUCUCAUAAAAAAACGCAUAAACGAAAAAAAAGUUAUCCAUGUAAUGCAUGUAAUAAAAAAUUUGCUACACGAAAUAUUUUAAUCGCCCAUAAAAAAACUGACCAUCAAUCAAAGGCAUCUAAACUUCCAAAGCGUGAAAAACCUUUUGCUUGUGACAUUUGUGGUAAAACAUUUAUGUAUGAGAAGUAUUUCAUCUUUCAUAAGAAAAUCCAUGAUGGAGACAUUAAACCAUACCCUUGUGAUGCUUGUAACAAAAUAUUUACCACGAAGCAUAGUUUAAUCUUACACAAAAGAAUACAUGAUGGAAUAGUAACAUUUUCGUGUGAAGCAUGUGAUAAAACUUUCACUCAACAAAGUCUGUUUAUUUCUCAUAAAAAAACUCAUCCCGACGUAUAUUUCUCAAGUCCAAACAACGUAUUUCCUUGUGAUUUUUGUGAUAAAACUUUCAAAGUUAAACAAACUUUAAUUAUUCAUCGAAGAAUUCAUACAGGUGAGAGACCAUUUUCAUGUGAUAUAUGUGAUAAAAAAUUUAGACAUGAAGCUUCUCUACUUUCACAUAAAAGAAUUCACACAGGUGAAAAACCAUUUUCUUGUGACACUUGUGAUAGAAAAUUUAGACAAGAAACUUCUUUAAUUAUACAUAAAAGAAUUCAUACUGGAGAAAAGCCGUAUUCAUGCGAUAUUUGUAAUAAAAAAUUUAGACAACAUCCUGGUUUAAUUACUCACAAACGGACUCACACUGGAGAAAAACCAUACUCUUGUGAUAUUUGUGAUCGAAAAUUUAGACAAGAAACUUCUUUAAUCAUACAUAAAAGAAUUCAUACUGGAGAAAAGCCGUAUUCAUGCGAUAUUUGUAAUAAAAAAUUUACACAACAUCCUGGUUUAAUUACUCACAAACGGACUCACACUGGAGAAAAACCAUACUCUUGUGAUAUUUGUGAAAAAAAAUUCAGUCAGCAGAUCAGUUUAAACAAGCAUAAGAAUACUCAUAAUAGAGAAAAAAGUGAUUCCAUCAAUGAAAACGAAUUAUUUUCUUGUGAUUUUUGUGAUAAAACAUUCAAGGCUAUACAAGGUUUAAUUAUGCAUAGAAAAUUUCAUACUAAAGAAAAGCCAUUUGAAUGUGAUAUAUGUCCAAGAAAAUUUACUCAGGAAUCUGCUUUAAUCGCGCAUAAAAUAAUUCAUACUGGUGAAAAAAUAUUUGAAUGUGAUUUUUGUGCUAAAAAAUUUGGACAACAAGGCGGAUUAACUGUACAUAGAAGGAUUCACACCGGAGAAAGACCAUAUUCUUGUGAUAUUUGUGAUAAAGCAUUUAUCCAGAAAAACAAUUUAAUAAAACAUAAGAUAACUCAUACUGGAAAAAAACCGUUUUCAUGUGAUGUUUGUAAUAAAUCGUUUGGAUUCCAAUCAAAUUUAACGAAACAUAAACGAAUUCAUACCGAAGGUGUACAUUUUCUUGUACAAAAAAGAAGUCUUGCUAAAGGAAAAUCUAAAAAAUUUACCAACAAAGUUAUUUUUAAAAGAACUCGCAUUGGAGAAAAAUCGUUAAGUUGUGAUGUUUGCGGUAAACAAUGUAACGGAAAACUUGGCUUAGUUCUACAUAAAAGAAGCCAUGUUGGAAAAGAACUUUUUCCAUGUGAUAAAUGUAAUGAAAUAUUUCCACGACAAAGUCAAUUAAUUGCUCAUAGGAAAAUUCAUCCUGCUGAAUUGAAAUCAUUUUCUUGUUCUUUUUGUGAAAAAAAAUUUAAUCUCAAAGCAGGGUUAAUUAAUCAUCAAAGAAUUCAUACCGGAGAAAAACCAUUUUCUUGCGAUGUAUGUGAUAAAACAUUUAGAGCAGAAAACACUUUAAUCGUACAUAAAAGACUUCAUACUGGGGAAAAACCGUAUACUUGUGAAAUUUGUAAUAAAAAAUUUAGACAAGCGCCUGCUUUAGCUAUUCAUAAGAGGAUUCAUACGGGAGAAAAACCUUUUUCAUGUAAUGUUUGUAAUAAAGCAUUCAGGCAGAAAUCCAAUUUAAUGACGCAUGAGAAAAUUCAUAACAAGCAAAAACCUUUUUCUUGUAAUGUUUGUAAUAAAGGUUUUGGACAAGAGAUCAACUUGGUCAAACAUAAACGAAUGCAUGUCGAAAAACCUUUUUCUUGCAAUAUUUGUAAUAAAUGUUUUAGGCAAGAGUCCAGUUUAGUUAAACAUAGACGAAUACAUGCCGAAAGAAAGCCUUUUCAAUGUAAUGUCUGUAAUAAGAUCUUUACCAGAAAAAAUCAUUUGGUUGCACAUGAAAAUUCGCACAUUGAAAUAGAAAAUAAUAUAAUUUCUGAUAAAAAAAUUAAGGCAGAAGAAAAAUCUUUUCCAUGUGAUGUUUGCGGUAUAACAUUUAUCAAGAUAAAGGGUUUACUUAUGCAUAAACGUAAACAUUUAGUAAAUAAGUUUUCUUGUAAUAUUUGUAGUGCAAAGUUUCCCUUUAAACAAAGUUUAUUUGCCCACAAACGAAUUCAUAAAAUAAAAUCAUGUGAUAUUUGCAAUAAAACAUUUAAGUAUGAUUCUCUUUUAAUUACACAUUUGAGAAGUCAUACUGGAGAGAAACCUUUUUCUUGUGAUCUUUGCGAUAAAACUUUUUCAUGCCGAGGCAAUUUAGAGACACAUAUGAGAACUCACACUGGAGAAAAGCCAUACUCGUGUGGUUUUUGUGAAAAAACAUUUAGACAGGAAUCGAACUUAAUUGUACAUAAGCGAAUUCACACCGGAGAAAAACCGUUUUCGUGUGAAAUUUGUGAUAGAAAAUUCAGACAGGAAUCGAAUUUAAUUAAACAUAAACGAGCUCACCCUGAAAAUUGUUUUUCAUGUAAUGUUUGUGGAGAAACCUUCGCUCAUAAAGAGGCUUUGAAGAUACAUUGGGAAAAUCAUAAAGACGGAAAUUUUGAAGAAUGCUUAAUUAAGGUAGAACUUGUAUAA